Parasteatoda tepidariorum (common house spider) is the source of this 1998-nucleotide messenger RNA. Its product is annotated as zinc finger MYM-type protein 1. NCBI's taxonomy places the organism in Eukaryota, Metazoa, Arthropoda, Arachnida, Araneae, Theridiidae. The record is from RefSeq and is a predicted model, not a curated record.
AUGGAUAAAAAGAAACCCAGUGGUGCAUUUAAACGCAAACAACGCCAAGAAAGAGAAGAUAGUAAACAAAAAUUGCCCAAAAUUGGCAAGUUUUUUAGUCAGCCUUCUGCAAGUACAUCUGGCCAAAAUAUUUCUAUUGAUAGUGACUCAAAUAACGUGGUAACUGCAGUGUUGGUUGAGAAGCCUACUGAAGAAGAUUCGACAAUUAUUGCAGUUGGAGAUACCUCCGCCGCCGAUCAUGUGAACGUGGAUGAUGUUUGCAUGACACACAUAAGAGCGGAGGGUUUGGAGGAACCACAGACCUCUACAUUUUUCGAAAAUGUGUACGACAAAUCUUCUUGUGACUUGGGAAACUUCACAAACAAGAUAUUAAGUGAUAACGAAAAACGUCAAAUUCUUGAUAUGGGGCCUUUACAGCCUUCAGGACCUUUUCCAACAGACAUCAACCAGAACAAUAGGUGUUUUUCAAAAUCGUACUACGUUUCGUGUUCUAAAUAUGGGCCAGUUAAUCGUUUUUGGUUGUGUUAUUCCAAAAUACUAGACGCUGCCUAUUGUCAACCCUGCUGGUUAUUUGCUUCACAAAGGAAUAAUGUUUGGUGUACGGGAAUUCGAGAUUGGAAGCAUUUAUCAGAAAGAAUUAAACAACACAGUUGUUCGAGUGGCCAUUCGGAAGCAUGUGCUGUGUAUGAAUUUUGGAAAAAAAAAAAGACUAAUACUAUCGACAAGGAACUUGAAAAUGAAAUUCGCAAAGAAGCAUCAUUUUGGAAAAUGGUUCUUCAAAGGUUAUUCGAUAUCAUACUUACCCUAGCAAAGAGUUCUUUGGCUUUGAGAGGACAUCAAGAAGACUUAAGUCAGAAAGGAUACCACGGAAAUUUUCUGUCCUUUGUAGAGCUUGUCGCCCGAUAUGAUCACAUUUUGCGGCAAGUUUUGGAUAUGCCCAAAGGAUCUACAAGAUAUCUGAGUGCAACAAUUCAAAAUGAAAUGAUUGAGAGCUUGGGGACCAAACUCGAAACCCAUCUACUAGAACAAAUUAGAGCGUCACCGUUUUUUGCCAUCAUAAUGGAUACGACACAGGACAUAUCGAAGGUAGAUCAGCUAAGCAUUGUUGUGAGGUAUGCAGUAAUAACCAGAUCGGAAAAUGGACAGCCAAUUGAUAUAGAAGUAAAAGAAGUGUUUCUAGGCUUUUAUGCAGCCAUCAAACAUGGCGCAGUAGAUUUAGUCAACCAAGUGACAACAUUAUUUAUCGACAAAAAUAUUGAUUUAAAAAAAUGUGUGGGGCAAGGCUAUGAUGGAGCCAGUGUGAUGAGUGGUGUGUAUAAUGGUGUACAAAAACAUAUUAAGGAUAUCCAGCCUAACGCAGAGUACGUACAUUGUGCCACUCAUAAUUUAAAUUUGGUGAUAAAUGAUGCCGUUAGCAGUUGUGUGGAAAUACAGAUUUUUUUCGCAACGUUGCAAGAUUUGUAUAACUUUUUCGGAAACAGCAUCAAACGUUGGGAUCUACUGUCAAAAUUCACUGGCGAAUCGGACACCACUCUAAAAAAACUAAAUCCGACUAGAUGGUCCAGUAGGGUCAAUACGAUAUCUGCAAUAAAACUUCGUUAUUUUGAUAUUAUCAAAGCAUUAUCAGAAAUAGUUCUAAAGAGUCCUAAUAAAGAUGAGCGUAGUGAAGCAGAGAGUAUUAAAACAAAAAUGCUAAAUUUCGAGUUCGUGUUGCUUUGCGAAUUCAUGCACAGUGUAUUGAACGACAUCAAUUAUGCAUCCAAAACUUUACAAAAAUGCGACAUCAAUUUGGGCGAGGCGAGUAAAGUUUUAGCAGAGACCAAAGCAAAGUUGCAAAUUUAUAGAAAUGAUUUCGAAUUAUUCAAGUGCAAAGCCAGUGAAACUGCAAGAAAAUAUGCAAAAAUGGCUGCUUCUAACCAAUGUAACACUACAACUUUAGAACAGAAUUUAAAAACUUUAAAGGAAAUGGAUAAAAGAAUAAUGCUUUUGUCAAAAUAA